UCUCUCUCCGUUUUCCAGUGAGACCCCUCUCCCAACCAAAUUCCACAAGACAUCUUGUUAUAGUCUUAUCCCGCCGUUUCUAUCACUUUUCAACCCACCACCACCAUGACUGCUUCUUUCUCCGCUGCCCCGGAUGAAAUCGAAGUUGUGAAGGCGCUUCAAUGGAAAGAAGUAAUGGAUUUCGAGUGGAUUAGGGAUUGGAGUGAAGCAGGUCCGGCCAACAUUGAUAACCGCAGCUGUAAUGCUAUUGUUGACCUUGUUCUUCAGCUUUAUGAGAAAUUAUAGAAUAUUCGGAAGAUAAACCAAACUCUUUCUCACUUAUUUCCGGUGAUUUGGUUGUAAAAUGCAAGUAUGGGAGGACAAGGUGGAAAUCUUAAGAACAGUGUUAUUACCCUUGAAGAAGACCCACUCAAGCUCACUGAUGAACUCCAACAGGCAGCAUAAUCGGUGCCAAACUUGAUGCAUCCAGAUGUUCCAGUAGGCUCAGAAGAUUGUUUUAUUGUAGAUAGAAAAACAGGUUGGUAAAUCCCAUGUGUUUGACUUCUAUCUAAAUUAAUACACCCAGCUUGGAAAAUAUUUUGAUUUUAUUUCGUUUCAAUGUUGCCGCUCAGGUACUUCUCUAACAAAAUCUUUCAGUCAUCCAUAAUCUGGCAGGGAGGAAGGAGCUGGCUGUUAAAAUCUUGGAAAUUGCUAAUUCUGUUUUAACAGCCACUAAAAAAUUCUUUUGCAGGAAAAGACUACUUCACUUAUGUGCCCCAAAGGCCAGAGCAAUAUAGCUAAUUAAAAUCUUGUGUUUUCCUUUUGUUUUGUGAAGCAAAGAAUGGGUGCUUCCACUAAUUAUGAUUCACAGAAUGAGCUUGAAGAUGAGUUGACAUCUAUUGAUGUGCAACUACUCGUCCUCCUUGAGCAGCGGCGCUACCCCGAGUAGAGGUUUCUCUUGGUUUUCUGGAUCUCGACACAAAGAGGAAUGGCUUCUUCAAGUUUGGGUUUUACAGAGGAGAAAGGGUCUGAACAUGAGACUUCUGAUGUUGUUUCCUCAGAGAUGUUGGAGGGAGAUCUCCAUCAGGAUCAGAUUGAUGUUGGAAGGGAAACAGCCUUAAAUGAUGAAACGAAAAGGGAUGCUAAAAGAAAAUCAAGGGAUGAGGGUCGUGCAAUCCGUAAGAGAAAUGCUGCUGCUGUUUCCAGAAUGACUGCCUCAAGAACUGUAACAUAUGUGAGAAGACCGAGAGCACUUCGCCGCACAUCAAUAUAUAUUGAACGUGUAAUCCCGAUUAUCGAGUUGGAGUAUGUUGAUGGGCACCCAGUGAGGCCUGCCUUUGCACCUAUGGUUCGUCGUAUUUUUGCUAAGCAUGGGGAUAUUGCUUCCAACGUCCCAUUCAUGAGGCACCCAGAAAUCACUGCUGUUCUGCUUGAGGUCGUCUGUGAUGUUGUUAAAAAGAUAGUACAGAACGACUUCCAUACCGUCCUUGUUGACCUGGACGAUAUGAUGGUUCUUGCACCAGUUGCACAGAUGGGAGAGAUAGACACUUCUUGGCUGGAGAAGGCCCUCGAGGAGCUCUAUGAAAUAAGAAAUCUCAUUGUCAAAGCAGCUGCAAAGGACUUUGAUGCAAAGAAGAAAAUGAUGAUGAUGGCCAAGAAGCGCUUCAAGAAAGUGCAAAGUAGCUUGCUUGAUCAGGAGGUCUGAGAGCUCGGAGUUGGAAUCUGGUUAAAGGAUUGUGAGAAAUAAGCGUGUGGUUUGGACUUUGGAGAAUGAGACAAUUUCAUGACAUUCUAUGAAUGUUUUAGUUUCUUUGUGUGGAGACUUGAAUUGGUUUUUAACUUUGCAUGAACUAAGUUAUGUUUGGUUUGGAGUAUGGUUUGGGCUUGUAUUAAAUAAUUAUACUUA
Molecule: messenger RNA, 1885 nt
Organism: Sesamum indicum (sesame)
Lineage: Eukaryota; Viridiplantae; Streptophyta; Magnoliopsida; Lamiales; Pedaliaceae
Source: RefSeq, a predicted model, not a curated record